Molecule: messenger RNA, 2538 nt
Organism: Ziziphus jujuba (common jujube)
Lineage: Eukaryota; Viridiplantae; Streptophyta; Magnoliopsida; Rosales; Rhamnaceae
Product: pentatricopeptide repeat-containing protein At4g33170
Exons: 1
Coding region: 136-1881 (581 amino acids)
Biological process (GO): RNA modification
Molecular function (GO): RNA binding; zinc ion binding; protein binding
Source: RefSeq, a predicted model, not a curated record
AAAAAAACCCAAAAAAAAAAAAAGAAAUUUAAAUUAAAAGACAAAAUAGCACGUGCAUUCAGCGUGCAUGACUAAAACCCCUCUAAUUCCAAAACCCUUCCACGUAUCUCUUUCGUCCUCACCACCACUGCAAAAAUGAACCAUUUGUUAGACUCGCCGUCGCCGGCAACGGCGCCGGCACCGGUAUCGCCGGCACGGGUAUCUAACUCCGACCCACGAAUACUCCAUGCCCAAGCUAUCAAAAAUGGUCAAACCGACCGGUUCUCCUGCAACAGCCUCAUCACCCUCUACUCCAAAAGCAACUUCUUGUCCUACUCCCUCCGCCUCUUCCACCAAAUCCCAUCUCCCAAUGUCGUCUCCUGGACUGCCCUCAUCUCCGCUUACUCCGAUACCCUCCUCUCCCUCCGCCAUUUCCUUUCCAUGCUCCGCCACCCCACUUUCCCCAACCAGCGCACCAUUGCUUGCCUCUUCAAGACCUGCGCUUCCCUCCCUUGUCUCUCUUUCGGCCUCGGCCUUCAUUCUCUCUCAUUGAAGCUCUCCCUCUCCUCCCAGCCCUUUUCUGGGUCUGCGCUUAUUAACUUUUAUUCCAAAUGUCGGCUUCCGAGUGAAGCUCGCAAGGUGUUUGACGAAAUUCCUCAUAAGGACGAGGUUUGUUAUUCUGCUGUUGUUGUUGGGUUGGCGCAAAACUCGCGGCCCAUUGAUGCAUUGUCGGCUUUUGUUAAGAUGAGGGCUUGUGAUGUUGGGUCCACAAUGUAUAGUGUUUCCGGUGCACUUCGUGCUGCGGCAGAGCUGGCCGCACUGGAGCAGUCUAGGGUAAUACAUACUCAUGCUAUGGUUACUGGGCUGGAUAUCAAUGUUAUUGUGGCAACUGCUCUAAUAGAUGUGUAUGGGAAAGCGGGUCUUGUGAUGGAUGCAAGACAGGUUUUUGAUGAGAACUUGUCGAUAAUGAAUGUUGUGGGAUGGAAUGCGAUGAUGGCAGCUUAUGCACAGCAGGGGGAUAAGAAUUGGACUGUCAAGCUGUUUAAUUUGAUGCGAGCUCAAGGGCUUGUGCCAGAUGAGUAUAGCUUUCUAGCAAUCUUAACCUCGUUUUGCAAUGCAGGCAUGGAUGUUGAUACUGAGCAAUGGUUCAAUAGCAUGAUGGUAGAUUAUGGCUUGGAACCGGGGCUUGAGCAUUAUACAUGUUUGGUGGGUGCAUUAGGCCGAGCUGGCCGAUUACAGGAUGCUGAGAGGAUUGCAAUGACAAUGCCUUUUGUGCCAGAUGCUGCGGUUUGGCGAGCACUUCUUUCAAGUAGUGCAAUUCAUGGUGAAGCAGACAUGGCCUGCACGAUGUCCUACAGGUUAUUGGAACUUGAUCCACAUGAUGACUCUGCCUACGUGAUUGUUGCAAAUGUGUUAUCAAGUGCAGGCAGGUGGGAUGAAGUUGCGGAAGUGAGGAAGAGGAUGAAAGAUAGGAGGGUGAAGAAGGAAGGUGGGAGGAGUUGGAUUGAAAUGCAUGGAAAAAUUCAUGUUUUCUUGGCAGGGGACAGAAGGCAUGAGAUGACAGACAAGAUUUAUGCAAAAUUAGCAGAGUUGAUGGAGGAAAUAGAGAAACUAGGAUACAUACCGGUUUGGGAUGAGAUGUUGCAUGAAGUAGGGGAGCAGGAAAAAAGGGAAGCUCUAAGGUAUCAUAGUGAGAAGCUGGCAGUAGCAUUUGGAGUGGUAAGUGGAGCAGCUCCUCUGGGGAAGCCACUAAGGAUUGUGAAGAAUUUGAGGAUCUGUAGGGAUUGCCACGAGGCUAUUAAGUACAUGAGUAGAGUGUUAGACAGGGAGAUUAUUGUGAGGGAUGUAAACAGAUACCAUAGAUUUCGCAAUGGUAGUUGUACUUGUGGAGGUAUAUGGUGACAAUGUCAAAACUAUUACAUGCUUGAUUAUCAUAAAAGUGACGAACUGAAGUUGGGUUGAAUUGCCAUUGUCCCAAGAAAAGUUCAUAUGCUUUGAUAAGGAAUCAAGGCCAUGAAAUCGCAGAAAUAUAAGUGAGAGUUGGAUAAAAUGUUGCUGAUAAGAGAGGGAAAGCAGUUGAGUGUUAAAGUAGAGCUUCACUGCCAUGGAAUCGCUAUGAUAUGCAUGAGUUAAGCAGCUAAAAGGAUGAAUCUCUUCGCCUUUUCUCUGGCAACUAAAAGUUACAUUCCUUGAGUUUGGAACUUGAAAUACAGAAAUAAUUGGAUGUAGAUUGUCCAACUUGCAAUUUGCACAUAAUGAAUUCUGUAAGAAUAAUCGUGGAGAUAUGAGAUAGGAUAGUUCUUUUUAGUAAAAGGAAAACAAAAAGACUGCUGGAAGAAUUUUGGCAGGUUUAUAUGGCGAAUAUAUACUAGUUUGUAGCGUUUGCAUCGUUUUUAAUUCAAGAAGUCAAUGAUUGCCUUUUUUGUCUAGAACAUCUUCCCUGGAUACUUUGCCGGUUUGGGUCAUAAAAUCUGGGAGGUAAAGUUUGGAAGGAUGACAAAUGUUUUUUUUGAAAAGUUGGAAGGAUGGCAAUUAUGGUCUCAUCAUUGGUUCUUCAUA